Messenger RNA from Aspergillus alliaceus, 669 nucleotides. RefSeq lists its product as uncharacterized. The transcript has a single exon. The coding region runs from base 1 to 669 and encodes 222 amino acids. The record is from RefSeq and is a predicted model, not a curated record. NCBI's taxonomy places the organism in Eukaryota, Fungi, Ascomycota, Eurotiomycetes, Eurotiales, Aspergillaceae.
AUGAGCUCAGUCAAACAACUCAACAGCAUCAUCCUCUCCCACAGACACCCAUAUCAUCCUCCAGGUGGGAGAGGGCCGCUUCACGACCACCGGACAAACCUUGACAGACCGCAGCACAUACUUUGCCUCUGCUAUCCGGGCGUGGGAAUACCCAGCAGCUGGACGGCCCAUAUUUCAUUUACGCUGAUCCGGGCCUGUUCAAGUAUAUCGUCUGAUACUUCCGCUACGGCGUGUGCCGGGUCUUCUACGACCACGCCCACGGGCCACAACUAUGGCGAGUAUCUUGCGCUCCUGCAGGAAGCGCGGUAUUUUGGGAUCGACGGGCUGCAGAAGUGGUUGGAGGACAAGUGGUAUCUGCUCACGGUGAAGAUCAAGAGAUCUGUGAGGCUGGAGGACGAGAUCGAUCUGUAUAUCUCGACUAUACAGCCUGCGAAUAUUGUGGAGGAGAUUCAUCCGCCGUGGGGGACGAGGAUGGUUUAUAUCUGCCCUCGGGGGAUUGGGGCGCAUAGGGGAAGCCCUAGGGUGUGUGGGAGGAAGCGAUUGAAUGUUCAAGAUGGUGAGGAUGAUCUGUAUACUGAUGAACCGUGGUUGACCGGUCUUGCGGUUGUACGAAGGACGACUGUUUUCGAUAUGGAGCAGUGCUUUGCGGGUUCUGUCUCUGGUGUUUGA